Messenger RNA from Hirsutella rhossiliensis, 1365 nucleotides. Its product is annotated as aldehyde dehydrogenase family domain-containing protein. Gene Ontology annotation, molecular function: aldehyde dehydrogenase (NAD+) activity. The record is from RefSeq and is a predicted model, not a curated record. The transcript has 6 exons. The coding region runs from base 1 to 1365 and encodes 454 amino acids. NCBI's taxonomy places the organism in Eukaryota, Fungi, Ascomycota, Sordariomycetes, Hypocreales, Ophiocordycipitaceae.
AUGCUAAUGGUUUGCGCUAUCGAAUCGCUUCAGGUCUGGUUUCAGACGCCAUCCACGUUUCUGCGGCGGCUCUGCUCAUCGAGGCCGGAGCUCUGCUCGGACUGCCUCGAAGCAGCUAAAUGGCAGAAGCAGUUCUUGUUGGCGCUGGCGGACGCCAGGUCACUGUCCCCACCGGCCUUUUCAUCGACAACAGCUUUUCCCGCCACGCGCGGCGAGACGAUAGACUUGGAAAAUCCAGCCACCGGCAAGUUUCUCGCAAAGGUAGCCGCGGCCCAGGUCGAGGACGUAGAUCGUGCGGUGUCCUCUUCUGCGGAUGCCUUCAAGUCCACAUGGCGCUUCGUCACGCCUGACAAGUCGCGAUCGCUCCUCAACAAGCUGGCCGACCUCCUUGAGCGCGAUGCCGAGGACUUGGCGUCGAUCGAGGCACUUGAUGCCGGCAUGUUAUACCGUGGGUCACUGACCAUGAGUAUACCGCAAGCCGCCGAGACCUGCCGCUACUAUGCCGGGUGGGUUGGCAAGCGAAGGUCGAUCCAUGAGUAUUGCCGAGGUAUGGCAUAUACACGGCGGGAACCCAUUGGCGUCUGCGCUGCCAUUGUGCCCUGGAACGCUCCUCUCAUGAUCACAAUGUGGAAGCUGGCCCCGGCUAUAGCAGCGGGCAACACAGUCAUCGUCAAGACCCCCGAAAUCGCCCCCCUAUAUGCUCAGAAGCUCGCACAGCUCAUCAGAGAGGCGGGGUUUCCCCCGGGCGUCGUCAACAUAGUCUGCGGUCUUGGUCAAGUGGCCGGCCAAGCCCUGGCAGACCACAUGUUGGUGCGCAAAAUCUCCUUUACGGGAAGCACCGCGGUCGGCAGGAGGAUUUUGGAAAGCUCGGCGCGAACCAAUUUGAAGAAAGUCACCGUGGAGCUUGGGGGCAAAGGUCCUAGCAUUGUGUUUGCCGAUGCAUCCUGGGAAAACGCGCUGCUUCAUACAACGAUGGGCAUCACGGUCCACAACGGGCAAAUAUGCGCCGCUGGGAGCCGCAUUUACGUGCAAGACGAAAUCUAUGAUCGAUACGUCGCGGAAUUCUCGGCCCGCACCAAGGACUCGGUCGCUGGAGACCCCCUUGCUGGACAGCACCACCAAGGGUCCCUUGUGGCCAGCAUUGCCAGGUUCAAGACUGAGGAAGAAGUUGUUGGUCUGGCAAACGACACAAACUACGGGCUGUCUGCGGCGGUCUUCACAGAUGACAUCAACAAGGCAAUGCGCGUGAGCGACGCCAUCGAAUGCGGCCAGGAGAGUGGGUUCGGUCGGGACCUGGGCCAAGAGGCGCUGGAGGAAUGGACUCAAGUCAAGUGCGUCAAGUUCAGCAUUGUACAUAAGCUCUGA